GAAUGGAACGGGAAAGAUUAGAACUGGGAGGGAGUCGGAGAAGAGGAGGACGCGAUCGAUUCGAAUCGAAAUCGAAAUUGGAGAAUAUUCUCCCAAAUUUCAUCUCGAUUCGUUUUUAUAAUCCGAUCGAUCGAAAAAUAAUCCGAACUUGAGAUGGAGAAUUCCCUUCUCGAAGACGAGACCACGAAGGCGGCGCCGGCGGUGGCCGGACAAGAGGACCAAAACGAAGACUCCGCCGUCUGUGAGAAGGAGAGAUAGCCGAAGGAUCAAGACCGAAUCUCCAGUGGAUCUCGUACCAUUUAUCGAAGAAAUCGCAAGGAAAAGCUUCGGAAAUCGAAAGGAUGUCGGCGACGGUGAUGAGCGGGGAGGCGGCGGCGGGGGAAGAGAAGAUGGAGGUGGUCGAAGCGGCGGCGUGCGAGUGCUGCGGGCUGACGGAGGAGUGCACACCGGGGUACAUCGCGCGGGUGCGGGAGCGAUACGCGGGGCGGUGGGUGUGCGGGCUUUGCGGGGAGGCGGUGGAGGACGAGAUCGGACGGUCGGGGCGGCGGAUCACGACGGAAGAGGCGAUGACCCGGCAAGUGAGCUUCUGUCGGAACUUUCGAGCCGCCGCAGCAUCGCCAGUCGAUCCCGCGGAGCACUUCAUCGCUGCCGUGCGGCACCUCCUCCGCCGGAGCCUCGACUCGCCGCGGGUGGGGCGAUCCACCCCCGAUAGUCCCCUUCGGAAGGGAGGGGCCGUCAUCGCCGCCACCACCGCCAGCGCUCGGUCUCCACUGGUCCGGACCGAGAGCUGCUUCUCGACCCUGGCUAGUUGAAGACAGCGAAAUAAGCCUUCGAGGCAAGGGGAAAAAAAAAAGAUCGUCGAGACGAUUGGAUUCGAGUGGGAUAGACUCUCAAAUAAGAAAGUUUCUCCAAAAACCUCUGGUUAAAUCUAGGCUUAAUUAAGGUUAGAAUGUUAGUUUUAAAACUCAGUUUUUCUGGCACUCAAAUUUCUACUAGUUUCCUUAGUGUCAAGGUUCUUGUAAGAUUUGAUCAAUGCAUGGAACUUGAAAAAUGGAAGAAUUCCAUUUUCCAAAUGUUAUAUUUCUGCUCUCAAAAACGUUCCUGGAUUUUAAAUAUCUAUGAUUAUUUAUAAUGUAUAUAAACUGGCCGUUUUGAA
This is a messenger RNA of Elaeis guineensis (African oil palm), 1156 nucleotides long. RefSeq lists its product as uncharacterized. Lineage: Eukaryota; Viridiplantae; Streptophyta; Magnoliopsida; Arecales; Arecaceae. The record is from RefSeq and is a predicted model, not a curated record.